Messenger RNA from Paramecium tetraurelia, 2058 nucleotides. RefSeq lists its product as uncharacterized. The transcript is spliced from 6 exons. NCBI's taxonomy places the organism in Eukaryota, Ciliophora, Oligohymenophorea, Peniculida, Parameciidae. Gene Ontology annotation, biological process: UDP-N-acetylglucosamine biosynthetic process. The record is from RefSeq and is a predicted model, not a curated record. Gene Ontology annotation, molecular function: UDP-N-acetylglucosamine diphosphorylase activity.
AUGAGAAAGAAGGUAUCAAACUAUUAGGAUUACUAAGAAUGCAAAUAGCAACAUCUCCUAAACUACCUCAGCACUUUGGAGGAGAAGGAUUAGGAGAAAUUAUUAGAAAAAUUGGAAUCUAUUAAUAUUAGGAAUCUACUAGAUGUCUAUAGUCAUUAUAAAGAAAGGCUUAAUGAGAAUUGUAACAUCAAUCCAAUCCGAAAUGUAUUCAAAGUAUCCUCUACUCCUCAAGAAACUCUUCAACAGUAUUAAAAAUUGGGGGAAUAACUAAUUUCAAAAGGAAAGGUUUGCGUUGCAAUGAUGGCAGGAGGUUAAGGCACUAGAUUGGGUUUUAAUAUGGCGAAGGGUAUGUAUGAUAUUGGUAUGCCUUCUCAUAAAACUCUAUUUCAAAUUUUUUGCGAACGUAUUUUAAGUCUUUAAAAUAUGAUUUAAAUUAGAAUGGGAUAAUGCUUACCUAUUUAAUUCUUUAUCAUGACUUCUGAUGUUAAUCAUGAAGAAACAAAACGAUAUUUUAUUGAAAAUAACUAUUUCAAUCUUCAAUCUGAUUAAAUCACCUUUUUUCAGCAGGAUUCCCUUCCUAUUUUGUCAAAAGAUGGAGAAAUCUUAUUGAGUGAUCACACAUCCAUCCUGGAAGGCCCAGAUGGAAAUGGAGGAAUUUUUAAUAGCCUCUACAAUCAGGGUUAUUUGGAUUAUAUGAAAUGUUUGGGCAUUAAGUAUAUUCAUAUAUGUCCAGUAGAUAACAUUCUUUGCAAAUUGUGUGAUCCUAUUUGGAUUGGAUAUACAGAAGCAAACAAUUUAACUAUUUGUAGCAAAUUUGUUAAGAAAGCUUAUGCUGAAGAAAAGGUAGGAAUGCAUGUCUUAAUCAAUGAUAAGCCUUGUAUGAUAGAGUAUAGUGAAAUGAUAUAGGAUGAUUUGAAUAAAACAAAUGAUAUAGGAGACUUGCUUUAUGAUGCAGGUGGAAUAGCUUAAAUGAUUUGUACUGUUGAAUUUACACAUUAAAUAUAUGAAGAUCCAUAAACUAGAAGUAAAUUAGCUGCUAAUUAUCAUGUUGCAUAAAAGAAAUACGAUUACUAUGAUCUAAAUUAGAGAAAAGUUAUAAAACCAGAGAGUAUUAAUGCUUUAAAAUUUGAACUCUUUUACUUUGAUUGUUUUCCUCUCUGUCCUGAAGAAUAAUUUGGUUUGAUUGAAGUAAGAAGAGAAGAUGAGUUUGCUCCUAUCAAAAAUGCUCCAGGAGAAAAAAGUGAUACCCCAGAAACAGCUAAAAAGUUAUAUAUGGAUCGAGAUUAAAAAUGGGUCAAAGAUUAUGGCUUUUCAUUUCCAUAAUAGAUUGAAAUAUCGGCUAAGAUAACAUAUUUUGGGGAAGGCCUUGAAAAUAUCUUACCAAAAUAUUUAGGUAAUAAAUAAAAUCCUCUCAUAAUAACAAAUGAUAGAUUAUCAACAUAAAAAUAACCUCAAUUAGUUAAAUAGCCACAACCAACAUAAUAGCCAUUACAAUAACCAUAAUAACAAUAAUAAUAAUCUAAACAACCAAUAAAGCAAUCAUAAAAAGGAGGAGUUAAAAAUAUAUAAUUCUAUCCAUAAGUUGUUUAUUCGUAAUUAAUUAAUUUAGUUCAAAAUUCGAUACUCCAAACUAAUUAUUACCCAUAUCAAUCAACACCUCAAAACUCAAGGAAUAUUUAAAUUUAAGAAUAUCCUGUUCACUAAAGCCAGGUCUUUAACCAAAGAUUAUCUAUGUAACAUCAAGCCGCUUCAUAAUAAUAACUAAAACAAGUGAAACCAACUGCAUUUCCUACACAAAGCAUUUCUACUGUUUCUACUACAAAAUUAAUUAAUCCAUAAAGAAGAUAUUAACCAAAAAUGCAUUCUUAAAAUCUUUUUACGUCAAAAUAGGUCAUAAUCUAGCCAGUAUAAGUAAAUUCAUCUCGCUCUCCUCAAAGAAUGACAUUAUAUUUCAAAUAAAGAGCUACGACUGUACAGAGGCCUACUAUGUUUGUCUAAUAGCGUCUGUUAAUAGUAUCAGCAUAGUAAUAUACAUCAUUAACUACAAUAAAAUAAUGA